AUGCCAGCGGCUGAUCCCGAGAUGGACAAGUCCAAUCUUGUUGGGGAUGCAAGCGUGUCUGAUCUGCUCAAGACGAACUUUCUGUCAAGCCCGUCUGCUUGUGCUAAGCUAGUUGAUCGUAUCCAUCAAGCCGACUAUCUGAAACUCAUCCGCUGUGCCCCCUCUUCUGCUCAGCUCAGCGAGUCGGAAAAGAAGAAUGUUGAACUUACUAGCAUGCUUUCUACCAAGCAAACUCGUUUGAGGGUGAUGAAAUCUGAGUUGAAGAGUUCUCUUGUUGCGAAGGAUUCUGAGCUUAGCUCUUCCGCUACUAACUUGGAUAGUCGAAAAUAUGAUUGCUUCCAUCUUAAGUGCAAGAAUGCUGACAUCUCCCUUAGCUAUGAUGAGCUCCUAGCUAGAUUUCGCGUCUAUCGUAAGUCUGCUAAAAAAUCCAAGCUAGAAGCUACCAUGGAUGCGUACAAGCUGGGCUACUUGGAUUGCACAAAUAGGAAUGCUCCCUUUUAUGCCACUGGAGAUGAAGACAUCGAGACGCUCUGCCGUAACUUGCUUCCUCUGAAGAGCACGCGGGCAACCGAAAAGGCAGUAGUCGAAGAGGAUGGAGCAGAGCAGGACACAGCUGAUGAGAUUGUGACGGAUCGGGAAAGUGGAGCUCUUGAGAGCGUGGAUGAUUUGGUGGAUGCCGAAGAGGUUACAGAUCAGAGGUCUCCUGCCUGCGUCUCGGAGUAG
Messenger RNA from Prunus armeniaca (apricot), 723 nucleotides. The record is from the annotation of a GenBank genome assembly. NCBI's taxonomy places the organism in Eukaryota, Viridiplantae, Streptophyta, Magnoliopsida, Rosales, Rosaceae.